AUGCGAGAGCUCUUGCUGCCGGAGGCUGCUAAAGAUGGCUAUCGUGAGCAAGGCUUCUCCGAGGCUGACACGUUGGAGUAUCAGCAGCUUGCGAAGUUUCCUUCGACACAAGUGGAGGAAUGGGACUGGAAGGGGAAUGAUUCAUGGGGCUCAGGCUACGGUGUAGCUUGGUCGGCUUGGAAUGAUGAUCAGUGGGGCUGGGGUUCUUGGGGCUGGAGCUCUACCCCUGGGUGGUGGAGCAAGCACCAGGAUGAUGACAGGUGCAAAGAAGCUGAAAGCCCAGGCCCACAAAGCACCCAGCAGACCCCGCAGAAGCAAACUGAGUCGCAGCCCCGCUCCGGCAGCAGAACAAAAAGCCCAAAAAGCAUUGAGAAUGCACAUGCAUUGAAGCGAGCCACAACGAUGUCUUCGCAGCCUGCAACCCCAGCAACCUCUCCUUUGAAGGCCUCGCCCUCUGUUCCAGCUACCCAGCCGUCCCCAACCACCUCCCCUGCAACAACAGGCCAGAACAAGCGCAAGCAUGGUGACACAAGCCUCAAGAAGCCUGAGAAGGAUGUGAGCACAGGUUCGCCGCAGGAGCAGUGGGCAUCAAUUCAGGAUAUCUUGCAACGAGGCCACACAGUGGACCGCCUCAGCGAUGAUGAACUCGCUGAGGUAGUUUUUCAGAUCGACCGAUUGAAGAAAAGCCGUUCGAUGCCCGUACAGGAAACUGAAGCACCGACCCAGCAGGGACAGGAGGCACAAAAGGAAAAGGAUGAGUCGCAGGCAACCGAAGCAGACAAGAAAAAGAAGGAGUCGCAGGCAACCGAAGUCGACAAGGAAAAGAUGGAGUCACAGGCAACCGAAGCACAGAAAGAAAAGAAGGAGUCAGAGGCAACCGAAGCAGACAAGGAAAAGAAGGAGUCACAGGCAACCGCAGCACAGAAGGACAAGAAGGAGUCACAGGCAACCGAAGCACAGAAGGACAAGAAGGAGUCACAGGCAACCGAAGCACAGAAGGACAAGAAGGAGUCACAGGCAACCGAAGCACAGAAGGACAAGAAGGAGUCACAGGCAACCGAAGCACAGAAGGACAAGAAGGAGUCACAGGCAACUGUCGAAAAGGCUGGGGCAACCAAAGCAGAGGAGCAGAAGGACGGAGAUCCCAAAGGCAAGCAAGAAUUGACACCGGAGCAGGAGGCAAAGCUUGCACUGAAGAAGAAACUCCAUGCACGCUACAUGAGAUUCAGUCGAUCUCUCACCAGUGGCCGGACACCGAAGGAAGUGAGGAAGCUGGCUGACAGAGACCUGGAUUCUGAUCAGAGAAACUUCUUGUUCGAGCAUUGGCUUCAGGCCAACGAGAACUGGAACGCAUCCAAGCUUUUGGUUACCUUGAAGAACAAGUCCGGGAAAAAGAAGGUUGGACUCCGAAAGUGGCUGACAAAGGCCGACCUUCUGCAGAAGUACAAGGACGAGGAGGUGGUACAGGCCAUCAUAGAUGCAAAGGUGAAUGACAAGGAGCUGUGCAAGACACAGGUGAGGAACCAUCCUGAUUGCCCUCAUCGCGAAGAUCUCAAGCAAUACCUAUGUGUUGUAGAUGAUAGCGAGGAAAACUACGAAGGGGAAGAAGUGGAACACACGUUCGAGAUGGACAACGAUCUCGACGAGUCGAGCUCCGACCAAAGCAGUGACGAGGAUGGUCAGGAGGAGGAUGAGGAAGAGCAGGAGAGCAAGAAGCCAAAGAAGGAAGGAAAGCCCAAGCAGCCGAAGAGUGCGAAGAAGAACAAGAAGAGCAAGAAAAGCAAGAGCUCCCCCAACAAGAAAAACCGUGCCAGGGCCAAACAGCCAACCGGCGGAGACGAUGGAGAAGACAAGCCACUGAAUGCAAAGGAGAUGAAAGGCAAGGCCAGGAAGGCAGUGGACAAAGCCACGGACAAGCUCCAAGCAGUACGAAAGUGCCAGGACGUGGAAUCGGGUGACAAACUCCUGAAAGCCAUGAAGGACGAUGUCGAAGCGCAGGUGGCAUCCAUGCCGAGCGCCGUGGACAAGCUGACCACAACGUGUGACAAGUUUGAUAAGAUCACCAAGGAGUUCUGGAACAAAGUGAAUGGUGAAGAUGUCGAUAAGGAUACCGAUGGCUUGCUGCAGCAUAUGUACAACAAGAUAUCCAGUGGAGCUUCCAGUAUUGAUGCAGCUAUGAAAGAUGCCCAAGCUGGUUUCCAGGACACCCAGAAGUUCUUCAAGGGCAAGACUAUUAAAUCGUUGAUGCGGUUCAAGCCUGGAAAUGCUGCACGUGACUUCUUCAAGACUGUGAAGCUUCCUCUGGAGCCUACACCAGUCAAAGUUCCUGUCUGGGAGUAUGCGGAUGGUGAAUGGAAGCAGGCCUCAACUACGGUACCGGUACUAGACAUACAUGAGAUUCUGAGCUACGUUCAUUGUGAGCUGGGAUUGCAAACCCCGCCGGAGAAGGUCAAAGAAUACUGGGCACACCUGUGCAGCCACGGUGUUCCCUUUGCCACUCGUCACCCUUCUACACAUGCAAACGAGCCGUGCCGACAUUCCCACAUACCGUUCUCACUUUAUGGAGAUGAAUGCCAGCUGUCAGCAGAUGGUUCGGAGAAGGUGACAGCCAUGUUUGUCUCCUUAACUCUUUUCCGACCCAAAGAGGUUAGGCUUGGACACUUUAUGGUUUUUUGUAUGAAGGACGAGUUCAUGGUUCACGAAAACCUUGCGACCCUGAGCCCCAUUCUGAAGCACAUUGCCUGGAGUUCGAAUGUGGCCUUUGAUGGCAAGUUUCCACAAUGUGGGCCAAUGGGCGAAGCUUUGUCAUCUUCGAAGAUGGCCCGGGCCGGGGAUUUCCUGGCGCACGGACGGGCAUUCGCUGCUUGUGAACUUCGGGGAGAUUGGAAAUGGCAUGAAAGGACACUUCGGCUGCUUCACACUCCUACAAGCACAUGCUGCUGCCUGUUCUGUGGGGCUGAAGCUUCUGAUGAGUCCCCGCUUCGAUAUUACGAGACUGGAGAGUCUGCAGGCUGGGCUUCCACGAUUGCUACAACAGCAGACUUUUUGCUUCACAAAGUUCGGCCUGGAUGCUUGAGUGACUUGGACUGCAUGUCUAAAUCCUGCUACCAACCUACUAUAAGUAUUCUAUUCUAA
Messenger RNA from Symbiodinium sp. CCMP2592, 3135 nucleotides. Lineage: Eukaryota; Dinophyceae; Suessiales; Symbiodiniaceae. The record is from the annotation of a GenBank genome assembly.